AUGUCUGUCCGCCGAGCCAUCGCGAUGGAUAACGAUGCCUUUGUCGACCCGCUUGCAAACCUGUUCCCCCAAGCUGACAAGCCUCGCUUCGCCAACCUUGACUGGCCCGUCUGGGAUGAAGGAGUCUUCGACCCCAACAUGCAAGCACUCGAAGACGGUCACGAGCUCGCCUUCAUUGCCGGUACCGCCUAUGUUCGCCGUUCCGUCAGCCUAGAGCGUCCGCCGGGUCUUCCUGAAUUUCUCGACAAAGCAACCCUCAACUUUCUUGGUCGUUGGGGCAUCAACGGCUUCAUCAUCGGCAAAGAAAAAGCGGUAGUACAGAUCAAAGACAGCCACGAUCUUUUAGCAAGCUUCCGCUCGGGCGUUCUGUUUGCUAUCGAGAAGCUGCGGGAAUUGCAAGUUCCAAAAGAUGUCAACGAGGGAGUCUUGAAAGAACUGAUCGACGCCCUGGAAGCGCAUGCACACGGUCAUUUCGUGGCGAUGGCAGAGCUCGGUCCUGGCAUUGCGGAAGCGCUGAGGGUUGAAAGCGUUCUUACGAGGCUCGGUCUGAGGGAAAUAGAGGAAGACUCUGGAAUCGAUGAAGAACAGGAUGAACCACAGGAUGGACGCAGCGAAAAGAGCAGCCAAGAAGUGGGUAAGGACGACGACGGCUCCCAGUAUACUGAAGUCUUCGAAGGCAUUGGAGGAAGUGUCGCUUCAGGCGACAGCGAUCAGGAGGACUUAGUCUUCGAAGGAGACGAGCUGUAUGAGGAAUGGAAGGACAUUCUUGAAAUUUUGAGAGAGCAGCAGAUGGGCAAGAAUGGGAAUGGAGACACUCAAGGUGGUGAGAAUAAUCCAGAGAGCGCGGCAGGCUCAUCGAAGAAGAGGAGGAGGACCAAGAGUAAGAAGGCGAAGAAAGCGAAAAUUCAAGCCGAACGCGACAAGAUGAAGGCGAAAGAAACAAAGGCUGGCUGA
Messenger RNA from Didymosphaeria variabile, 954 nucleotides. RefSeq lists its product as uncharacterized. The transcript is spliced from 2 exons. Lineage: Eukaryota; Fungi; Ascomycota; Dothideomycetes; Pleosporales; Didymosphaeriaceae. The coding region runs from base 1 to 954 and encodes 317 amino acids. The record is from RefSeq and is a predicted model, not a curated record.